AUGCCUGCAGCCGGCAGUAGCUCUCAGGCAGCAGCAGCAGCAGCAGGAGGAGGAAACGCCGCUGCAGCGCGUCCGCCCGUGACGGAGACGCAGAUUCUGCCACCCACCAUCCCGCCGCAGGCGCUGCGGCCGUCGGGCUCUGCUGCCGGAGGCAGUGGCAGUGGCAGCGGCCUGUCGGCGUCGCCGCCCAUGCAAACGCCCGUCCCACCGCCAGUGCCUCCGGUUCAGACACCCGUUCCGGCACCAUCGAUUCCGAGCCGGAGCUCCACAGCCAGCUUCACGGCCGGGCCAGCAACAACGUCAGCUUCGGCGGCAGCAGCGCCGCCACCACCGUCACCAUCCCCAGCAGCCGCAACAUCGUUGUCGCCAUCAUCCUCGGCCAUAGCCAAAACAGCCGCUGCCGGAACUUCGUCCUCGCGAGCUGCUCCCAGAAUGAUGGCCACCACGGCCAAGGCAACGCCGGCACAGACAAAGGCGGCUGCCAAGCUAGCCUCGUCAUCCGCGCCGGCCAAGGCGCCACCGCCUGCCAGAGCGUCUCCCAAGGCAGCCGCCAGGAUGGCACAUCCAACACAUCCGGUCGUCCAGUCGUCAGGCUCAUUUGCCAUUUCACAAGGAGCGGUCGCCCAUCAGCACCAACCCCAAUCAUCCAUGCUGCCAGCACCACGCGCAUGGUCUCCCCCACGGCCGCCCAUAUCGCCCAUCCUGCCGGCUGCCCAGCUUCCUCCUCAUCUGGCCCCAACAGCCACCGGAUCGGGCACCUACUACGUGCCCAACUUUGCUACCGGCCGACCGGUGCUCACCCAUACUGAGGCUGCCCGCGAAGCCGCAGCAGCCAACGCCGCCGCUACCGCUGCUGCUGCCUCUGCUGCUUCUGUUGCAGGAGGAUCAUUGCCGCCAUCAGGGCUGGCUCCCUCUUCCACCACCGACCCCCUGUUCGAUGCCGCACCCCUCCCACCAGCACCCACGACCCUCGACUUCAGCACCAACCCGGACGUGAUCGCGCUACAGAACACCAUCGCUAUCCUUCAGCUGCAGAAGAAGCGUGCUACUGCCGACAUCCAGGCGCUGCAGGCCGCCAAAGAAGCCGCUCUCGCCAAUCCCAUGGCCUUUGUGGAAAAGCUACAGGCCGUCGGGACACGAGACGAAGCAGCCGGCAACAACGGCAGCGCCGACGAAAACGACAGCAGCGAUGAUGGCGAUGACGAUGCGGACAGCCUUAACAGCAAGAAUCCCUCCUCCAACACCGGCUCUGCCUCUGCUUCCGUUCCGGACCCUCGCCGCCUCCCCAAGCCCCAGAACGUGGUCCGCAUGCCCCCCAUCAACUGGAACAAGUAUGCCAUCGUCGGCGAGGGCCUUGAGCGCCUGCACGCCGAGCAGAUUCGCCGCCCUGCUGUUGGCAACCCCGCCGUCGCCAGCAUCCUCCCGCCUACCGUCGAAGGCACUGCUGCUCCGUCAGCGGCACCUCCCGCAAGCUCCCUGCAGGCCGUCUAUUCGUUCCAAGGCGCUGGUGAUAGCACUGCUGGGCCCGAAUACGUCGGCGUGGCCGCGCCUUACGAUCCGCUCAAGGACCGGCUCGUUGCGGAACCAGCUAGACGGGGACGAGCCGGCAAGCGUGGAUAG
This is a messenger RNA of Grosmannia clavigera kw1407, 1620 nucleotides long. RefSeq lists its product as uncharacterized. NCBI's taxonomy places the organism in Eukaryota, Fungi, Ascomycota, Sordariomycetes, Ophiostomatales, Ophiostomataceae. The record is from RefSeq and is a predicted model, not a curated record. The coding region runs from base 1 to 1620 and encodes 539 amino acids. The transcript has a single exon.